AUGUCGACGGUCACAGCGACUGCGCUCAAGUCGGGGCAGCCGCCCAUCAUCCCCCUCGAGUUCAACGCGAACCAGCCGAAGACGAUCCGAUUAUACCCGCUCUCCAACUACACGUUUGGCGUUAAAGAGACGCAACCGGAGGAGGACCCGUCGGUGAUAGCCCGUUUGAAGCGCCUGGAGGAGCACUACCACGAGCAUGGCAUGCGGCGGACCUGCGAGGGCAUCCUCGUCUGCCACGAGCACAACCACCCCCACAUCCUCAUGCUCCAGAUCGCAAACGCCUUCUUCAAGCUGCCCGGAGACUACCUGCGGCCCGAGGACGACGAGGUCGAGGGCUUCAAGUCGCGGCUGGACGAGAGGCUGGCCCCCGUCGGCAGGUUAGGGGAGGGCGUGGAGCCCGGCAACUGGCAGGUCGGGGACUGUCUGGCACAGUGGUGGCGGCCGAACUUCGAGACGUUCAUGUACCCCUUCAUCCCGGCGCACGUCACCCGCCCAAAGGAGUGCAAGAAGCUCUAUUUCAUCGAAUUACCGGAGUCUAAGGUGUUGAGCGUCCCCAAGAAUAUGAAGCUUCUCGCCGUCCCCCUUUUCGAGCUCUACGACAACACUGCACGAUACGGUCCGCAACUAUCGGCCAUUCCUCAUCUACUGAGCCGGUACAACUUUGAGUUUGUCGACGACAACGGCGAGGUGGUCGCAGCGACGCCUGGCACGGGACCCGAGGGCUUCGUGCCGCAGACAAAGGUGCUUGCUGGCGGCGAUGAGGACAUGCGAGACGUCAAGGACGGCGAGGGUAGCUAA
Molecule: messenger RNA, 798 nt
Organism: Neoarthrinium moseri
Lineage: Eukaryota; Fungi; Ascomycota; Sordariomycetes; Amphisphaeriales; Apiosporaceae
Exons: 2
Coding region: 1-798 (265 amino acids)
Cellular component (GO): mRNA cleavage factor complex
Molecular function (GO): mRNA binding
Source: RefSeq, a predicted model, not a curated record